Molecule: messenger RNA, 8533 nt
Organism: Pseudonaja textilis
Lineage: Eukaryota; Metazoa; Chordata; Lepidosauria; Squamata; Elapidae
Source: RefSeq, a predicted model, not a curated record
UGCGCUGUGCUCGUACCCUUGCGGUAUGCGGCUGCUUUUGGCAGAGAAGAGAGCUCAUGAAGGAUUUCAUGAGUGUGAAGACAGAGAGCAGAGACAGAAAAGAGAAGAAGGCGGCCGCUGCCUUUGUAGUCUGGCUGGAAUGCGGAAAUGUUGAAGCACUAUGUCAAACUUUUUUGAAACGGGGUCAAAUCACAUUCAGCCAGCGUGGGAAACCAAGGGGAGAAAAAAAAAGUAGAGGCGAGGUGGGGGGGAAACUCUUUUGCUCCUGCUGUUGGUCUCAAACCGAGCUCAGGAACCGAGGAGAGAGAGAGAAACUGGGACUGCGUGGAGAGGCGGCGGCGGCGGCGUGCAGAGUUAACGCAGAGCUUUGCAUUUGGGAAACGGUUCGUUGCAAGGCUUUGAUCAGCCCCAGAAAAUUUAGCAGUGCCUCUUUCACUCUUUCCCCAAAGAGGGGGAGGGGAUCUUCAGCGCUUUAAGGUGUAGUCUGCCCUCCCGGCUGGCAGGAAGAUGCAAACGCGGGGCAGCGGUAGAGCUUCGGAGUUGCUGCUGCCACUACCUGUGUGGCCCCACUCGCUGCUGCUGGGCUCCGCUCGUGGAAGCGCACCCUCCCCUGUCACCAUGUGAACGCUUUGGAUCGAUUCUGCUGCGUGUCUCCUUGUUUUCACGGGAAGCGGAUUUUUUUAAAAAAAGAAUAUUAGAAAAGACGCUUUCCAUUGUUUUUCCUGCCUCACCAGGUCUUUGCUUUUCAUCUCUCUCUUUUUUUUAAAAAAAAAAAAACUAUUUUUAACUCCUGUCUUGCUGGAGGCCACUUAAGUGGUAACUUCCUCAGAAGAGCCGAAGCUGCGCCUGAGCAAUUCCAGGGGAGCGCUUUGGGGUGGUCCUUCUGCGAUCGGCGCAGCUUUUACAGAGAACCUCGUUCCGUGUCCGCGUGGGAUUUUCAUGGGACAGGCUUCAGCCGUCUGAGCCGUGGCCAAAAUUGAAUUGGGUUUACACAGAAAUUUAUUCCAAAGACCAUUGACCAGCUAACCAAUAGGGCAACCACGGUUUAUUACUACAGUUCUUGAAUGUUACAUCCUAUUGACUGGCCCAUCUGUAAUUGUUCUGGAUACUUGUUGAAGUAGCAGAAAACACAUUUUGGCAACUGGAAUCCAGGUCCACAGAUUCAACAGUUGAAACAUCAGACAACAAUUUGUGAAGAAAGCCGUGAAGUCAUGGAUAAGGACAACAUGAGCCUAGCUGACCAGCAGUAUGAAUGUGUGGCGGAAAUUGGUGAAGGAGCCUAUGGGAAAGUGUUCAAGGCCCGAGACUUGAAGAAUGGAGGGCGCUUUGUAGCUCUGAAGAGGGUGCGGGUGCAGACCAGCGAGGAAGGGAUGCCACUUUCCACUAUACGCGAGGUGGCAGUCUUGAAGCAUCUGGAAACAUUUGAGCAUCCCAACGUGGUCAGAUUAUUUGAUGUAUGCACAGUAUCCCGAACUGAACGAGAGACGAAAUUAACACUGGUGUUUGAACAUGUUGAUCAAGACUUGACCACUUACUUGAAUAAAGUUCCAGAGCCUGGAGUUCCUAGUGAAACUAUAAAGGAUAUGAUGUUUCAGCUACUGCGAGGCCUUGAUUUUCUACAUUCACACAGAGUGGUCCACCGUGAUUUAAAGCCCCAAAACAUUCUAGUCACCAGCAGUGGACAAAUAAAAUUAGCUGACUUUGGCCUUGCGCGAAUCUACAGUUUUCAGAUGGCUCUUACUUCUGUGGUUGUUACUUUGUGGUACAGAGCGCCUGAAGUUCUGCUUCAAUCCAGUUAUGCAACACCAGUUGAUCUUUGGAGUGUAGGUUGCAUAUUUGCAGAAAUGUUCCGUCGCAAGCCGCUUUUCCGUGGAAAUUCUGAUGUUGAUCAGCUAGGAAAAAUCUUUGAAGUAGUUGGUCUUCCUGAAGAAGAAGAUUGGCCUAUUGAUGUUGCCCUCCCAAGGAAUGCUUUUGCUUCUCAAUCCCCACAGCCCAUUGAACUUCUUGUAACAGAUAUUGAUGAACUGGGCAAAGAUUUGCUGCUUAAAUGUCUGACAUUCAAUCCUAUGAAGAGAAUAUCAGCUUAUGAUGCCUUAACCCAUCCUUACUUUCAUGACUUGGAGAAAUGCAAAGAGAAUACAGAUUCUGAUGUGUCUUCCAGUCAAAACUCCACAGAGAUGAAUUCACUAUUUGGCAUAGAUUUAGCUCAGGGAAUAUCUGCAGAAGAAUCUCUCCUGCCACCAGUUCAGUUCCUUGGCUCUGACCCAAAGGACUUGCCCUAAAUCUCAACUGGGCUUGCAGUUUCCAGCAGAGUUUUUCACUUUCUCAUUUCUGACCAUAAUUUCUUAGGAUGUGACAGAAGAUCCUGUGAGGAGUUUUGAGAUGGAAGUGAUUCAAAACCUUGCUGCAAUUUGAAGGCCAUCAUUUACAAUAUAGCUCUUUGGGCUAAAGAGCAAUAGAUCGGAUGCUGAGCAACAGUAUUCUGGCAAAAUUUUCUUGCAGCAUAAUAGGAGUCUUUCAUGUGUGUAUUGUAACCUGCACCAGCUAUACUGUUCAUUAAUGUACCAUAAAAUGUUUGUUUUGUUUAUGGGAAUUGUUUCAGUUAGCUAGUCUCAUUUUUAACAGGAAUGUGGGGACAUUAAAUGUACCACUGUAUUUAACAUUAUUCUUCUUUCCUGGUCUGAAUAUAUGCUUACAUAGCAAUUCAAAGUUUGCAGUCUAAAAUAACAUGUAUUGAGUUCUAGUAUCUUAUUGCAAGGUAUUAAAUUGAAGUUUAUCUUUAGUAUCUUCUAUUUUAACCUCUUGGACAGCAGUAUAUCUCAAGCUGGUUUUGCUUGCUGUCAGCUGUUUUCACGACUAUUCCUCUUGCUAAAAGUUAUAUCAUGUAUGUAUUUUGUUACUUGUUUAUAUAAAAUAUGCAUAUAUUAUUCACUUUUUAUAUUGUUCAUAUUUCUUGGCUGCUAGAAAUUACAAUUACUUUAAAAUGUAGGAUAAUUCAGAAAGAUACAACCUCAGAUAUCUUUUCAGUUAACAAUAUCUUCUUUAUGGCUUAUAGAUUUUCUCGUAUUGCAUAAAAAUUCAUCCAAUAAUCCAGUACACACCACACUGAGUUUUAAAAAGUUAAGCAUAUUUACAGCAUUUUUUUUAAAAAAAGCUUUUAGCAAGUGCUCCUCUUUUAAUGAGAUUUGUUAGCAUGGUUUGUGGUUUAGAAAUUUUUUACCCUGCAUGAUGUCAGGAUAAAUUAACUGCACAUAUUUUAUUAAAUCAUUAUAAACUAUUUUAUAUUCAUUAUAUUUCACUUAAUUAAUACAUAUAGAUAUAAUUUUACUUGCGGAACACAUGGAAGUGACAAACUAAAUGGAAUAAGUAAGAGUCAGAAUUUCAGAAAACAGUGGAUGUUAGUGUGGAGAAAUUUCAGAUAUACUUAAGGGAGACCUCAGCAUACCCUUAAAUUUAAAACAUCCAUCUGAUUAUAAAGCAAGAGGAAAUAGCAUGUAGGUGAGAGAACUACAAGUAGGGAAGAAAAUGGAAAUAUGUUAUCACCCUUCUUUUUCCAGCAUAGAAACCAAGCAGAUUGUUAGAAAUCUCUAGAAUAGCAGGAGCUGCUGGAAGGCAUUCAAAGCUUAAUCUCCUCUGUCAACUCACCAAAAGCUAAUAAACUUAUUUUUUUGAGGUUAUUAAUCUCUAAACCCUUUUUUUUUUAAGACUGUUUUGAUGUUGACUUUCAUCCAGCAAUUUGCUUCCUUCUCGGGAUAUUUAGUAUAUUGUGUUCAUAAUAUUGUUAAUUAUAUUGUCAAAAAUUAAUAUAGUCAGCCAGUUGUAUAUUUAGCAAAUAAAAGCUUUUGAAUAGUUUCAAUAUACGUUCUAAAGGAUCUUGCAGGGAAAAUAUUAUUUUUUUGAUUUUUCAAGUAUGCAGUCUGUUCGCUUCUUUUUAUAUUUAUCUAAUUACAAAUUCUAAUGGAAUUUUAGUAUAUAAAAAUUAGAAUUGCAAAUUUCUAGGAGCAUGCGCACAGUUCUGCUGCCUGCUUCCAUUUUGAUGAACAUGUCUAAGUCAUUCCAAUAGUUGCAAAUGUCAGAGUUAAUAAACAGGCAUUUUGCCUUCAGUCAACCUAAUUUGGACUUUCAUUUAGAACUGUUUAUGCUGUUGCAUUCAUAUAAAUACUUUGGUCCUCCACUUGCCAAGUCGACAUUUCACCUACUGAAAUCUAUGGCCCUUUCAAGUUCUAAGUUCAAGGUUGGGAUGUUUGAUAAUGUACAUACUCACAUUAUUCACAUUUAUAUAUUUUUCAUUAUGCACUGUGCAGAAAAUUCAUGAAAUAUUUGCAGUGAAUUAUCUACUUAUUUGUAGUAUUUCUUUUCCUUUUAUAUGUAAGGAGCAUGUUUUCAGUUAAAAGCAUAUAGAAAAAUGAAAGUACAGCUCACAUCACAAUUAGACUAAAAUUGUGCUGAGGUGCUGGGAGACCCAAGAUAGAAAGGUCUGAAUCAGAGGUGGGCGGAAUAGUACUAGAGAUAGGUAAUACAGAACAAAUAGGUUUGAUGAAAUACCAGAACUCAACUUAAAAAUCUUAAGAAUCUCAACUUAAAAAUAUAGGCAAAAUGAAGCUAACUGGCAAUCAGGAAGAACUGAUUUACCAUCACAACGUAGGAGAAACAGAAAAUGUUACAAAGCCAUAGAAAUGAAAUCAACAUUUAGUUUCACUUCAGAGAUGUAGGCCUGAGUAGUAAUUUUCAGUCUAAAUUAUGUCAUUUAAAGCUUUAAAUGUUGACUAAAUAAAGCCUUUUCUGUCAACUCUUAUCCUGAUGACAAAUCCUCUGGCUGCUGAUGCCAUUCACAAUAUAUUCUUCAUAACCCCAAUGUAGAUGGGUUUAACUUGACAAUUUCCAGUCAGUGGCUUCUAUUUUUGAAGAGUAUGCAUUUUGCAUCACAAGCUUUGAUUUAUUAGGAUCUAUUGUUUCUCCUAUCCAUUGGUAAUGUCUUCCAGUUGCAGGUGUAUCUGGAAAGAUCAGUGAGGGGAAAAUGACAAUUUCUAUUAUGUCAUCAAAGAAUGUGAAUAUGAUGAAAAUACACAUAUUUCCAUAAUAUUGCAUUUACAAUAUUGAUCUCAUUAUGGCUUCUUAUUGUGCCUAUGUCUGAUUUGUGAAGAUAAGAAAUCAGCACGCCCUUUUUACAAAAUAUAUACUACUAUUUUUCUAAGCUGCCUAGUGCCAGUGAUUAGAUCCUCAUGUUAUGCUAAUCCAUAAAAUGGUUUGUUGGGUUAUGUUAUUGUAUAUUGUCAAUUUUUUUUGUAAAAAAUACUGCAAUUUGUGUGAGCUAAUUCAAGAAAUAUGUGAACCCUAUUUGUGUAUUUGUUUUAAUGAUUUCUCUGAUGUAAGGUAUCAAUGGAAUAGGACACCUAAAACAGUGGAUUAUAUUUUUACACCUUUACUAUUUGCUUUAUAGUAUUCUUUGCAUGUUGGAAUACUUCUCUAAAAUUAUUUCUUUUUAGGUGCCUUUAGUCCAGAAAGACUGUUUGCCCUCUUUUGCUAAAGCUAUUUAAAUUGUGUACAUCUGCUGUAUAUGCCCACUGUAUGAGCAAAGAAGUUGAUUUCUGGGGCUAGGUUUGCCCUCCUAAGAAUAUGACCAUUCAUUGAUUAAAUACCUUAUUUGGUAAGAUUCUAUAAGUUCAACAUUAUAACUUGAAAUUCAUUUUUUGAAAAUGACAAAAAUGUCUAUACUCUCUAUCAAAAUACAAUUUUUUCAGUACAUGUCAUUUAAUUUUAUUUUGUUACAUAAUCAUAUUUUUAUAUUCUUAAUAUUUUGGAAAUGCAAUUAUACAUGAUUAGUAGUUUUCUGUCUGUAGUUAAAUUAUAUUUACUUUGAUUUGAACUAUCAUCCUAAAGAAAGUUGUCAGUUUUAGAGUAUAUUAAUGAGAAUUUUAUAAAGCGGCUUGAUUAUUAAGUUUCUGAGUCUGUAUGGAAUUUUUAUUUCCAUAGGCCUCUUAUUUAUCUUUUCUGAGCAACACAUUAAUGCUCACACAGUGAGGAAUCUAUGCUGCCGUCUUCAGGCAAGAAAAUGAGAAAAUUCUGCCCAUAAUUCCAGGUCACGGGUGCUUCAGUGGUUAUAUAUAGAUUCUAUUUCUUCACUCACUUGAGUAAGACAGCAGCAUUAUUCUUGAGAAAUUACAUUCCAGUGAAUUGCAGUUGCAAUUAUGAAUAAAGAACAACUUUUUGUAUACCAGGUUUUCUGCACCCCACUGAGAACGGGGUGAUUCCAAAAUGAUAGAAUGUGCUAGGGUCUAACACGGCUGGCUGACUCACUUAAUGGUAUAAAUGUUGAUAGAAUUAUCCUAAUGAUGAUAUUUCUCUAGUUCAGGGAUGUCAACUUACAGCCCACAGGCCAGAUGCGACAAGCUCUGGCUGAGUUUAGCAAAAGGGGGAAGCCAUAUGUCACGUGACAACAAGAGUUUGACGCCCCUGCUUUAGUUCAACUGCUUUGAGCUUUCAAGGCCUAGAAUUAAAUCUGAGGAUUUUCAAUCAGAUGACUUUUCUACAGGAUUACAAUGCAAUUUAUUCAUUGGUUACAGUUUGAGGAUUGUGUCCCUAAUCAGAAUUUCUCUUGAAACCCUUCCAUCUAAACCAGUGAAAUUUACUGUGGAGUAAAUGUGUUUACAGUUACAAAAAAAAUGCAGUCCCAGGUUCUUUCUUAGUAACUGGCUGAUUUAAUGAAGACACAUGGUUAGAAACUGCACUCAAACCCAGUUGAUAGGGUCAACAUUUAUUUCCACCUUAUUGUGUAUCUGCAGUGUAAAUGAUUGCUAUCUUAAAUGAUGUAUGUUACAAGUUACUGAAGUGGAUCUCUCAGCUACUUGGAGCUGAAAUAAAAUGUAGUAUGUAGUUAAAGUGUAGAGAUCUGACCUCUUGCAAUUUUAUUUUUUUAAUGUUCAUUAUAGAUUGUGAGCUGCCAAUCUUAUUAGACUAAAAGGUUGACAGAAUUUUAAAUAAAUCACCUGAACGAGCUGCAUAAUAUAAUAUUUGUAUUUUGCCACUAAAGAGACAAAGCUUGUUGGAUGUAGUAUCUUUUAGAUCUUGUUUUUGAAAAGAACAUAGGUGAACUUGAAAAGUUUAAAUAGAGUAAAAUUUAUAGAACAGUACAAUGUAAAAGAUGUUGUGGGAAAUUAGUUACAUUUAAUUAGCUUCAUUAUUUCCUUUUACUUUUUUGUAAUCUUAGAAAUAUGUCCAUGAUUUCUGAUAAAUGUUAGCUUUGAUAACUCUGUAUAUAAAAAUAAAAAUAUGUGACAAUGAUUUAAUUCUACAUAUGUUGAAUGGGAUGCCAAGGAAAAAAGCAUUCUUCUAUACUUCUAGACACAAUCUAUUCAACAAAAGAUAUUUGAUUGAGGAUAGUCACUACUAGUAUCUGUAGUUAUCGCUGCUGUUAGCAAAACAGAAGAUGUGAUAUAAAAGAAUUGCCUAAUUGUUGAACUACAAAUUAUAACAGCACAUUUCAUAUAUAUACUGAGCUGAAGUUCAAAAGCAUCAGCUUCAUGAAUGAUCCAUGCUUUAAUUUCAAUAACAAAUUAUACUACAAUACUAGACCCCUGCUUGUGUAUAAAGUUUUGGAGAAAAAUUGUGGAUUAAGGUAAGAAUUGUUCUUCUCAAAUCUUAGUUUCUUUUUGUUUUCUUAUUAUAAAAUAAAAGAAGGCGAGAAGUGAAAGUGGAAUAUUUAUGAACCUGUUAAUUAUUAGAAGCUAGGGGUAUUUAUGAUUUUAAAAAAUAUGAAUACAGUGUCUCUGCACCUAACUCUAUAGUUCAACAGGGACUCAGUAUGUUCAGAGAUUCUUUCUAAGAGGACAUACUGAUUAAACCUGAAAUACAUGGAUGUUUAUAAAACAUUGACCAGCUUUUAAAAUUAUUUUAUUCUGGUCAUUAGCUUUCUUAUCUCUACUUCCAUGCCAUCAGUCCAAAUUGAAAGCAAUAUAAUUUUAGCCUUCCACAAAAUCUGAUGAAUCAAAACAUUAUUCUCAAGGUUGAAAAAAAGGUUGUUAGAAUUUGGCCUGAAGAUAACAUGGAUUACCACUGCUAUAAAAAUCAACAAGUGAAACUUUGCCUACGAAAUCAAACCAUCUACAAAAGAGAGUGAUCAUGUAUCACAGAGUCAGCCAAAGAUCCAGUUGCCUUUAAUUUAAAAGAUGUGGUUUCACCCCAAAUAUUGCUACUACUGAUAGUGUGCUGUGAAUGGGAGAAAGUCAGGCAUACUUUUCUGAAUAAAAUCUUCCAAAACUUGUAAGAAUGGAUCUGAACUCUCCAGUGCAAUGUAAGGGAGUAUCAUUGCAUCUAAUAUGUUUAGAACUUGGUAUCUGUGCUUAAUGGACCUUGUAUAUUAUGCUGUUUAAUCUGGAAUUAUUUUCUCUGUUCUGUUAAACACAACCCUUAGAAUUAUGCCAUUAGGACACUUAAUAUGAGAUGGCAGCAUAUUAAAUUAAUAAAUAACAUCUGUCCUAAUGAAGUCACUUUUAUAUCAAAAGCCAUUUAUGAUUGGCUAAUUUUCCUUAAAACU